Messenger RNA from Oreochromis niloticus (Nile tilapia), 3126 nucleotides. RefSeq names its product E3 ubiquitin/ISG15 ligase TRIM25. The record is from RefSeq and is a predicted model, not a curated record. The transcript has 8 exons. Gene Ontology annotation, molecular function: zinc ion binding. NCBI's taxonomy places the organism in Eukaryota, Metazoa, Chordata, Actinopteri, Cichliformes, Cichlidae. The coding region runs from base 547 to 2094 and encodes 515 amino acids.
UCCCAGGCACCGUAAAGGCGGCAUUUCCCCGCAUCAACCUUCUCGGUCUCUUCACCAGCUGUCCGUUUGUCUUCCGCACAGGUUUGUGUCAACUCGUUCUUUUGUGUCAUAUCCAGAAAACUCCAGAUGGGAACCUAAAUGCCGGCUAACUGGAAUAUUUCCCCGCGGACUAACCUGGACUGUGUGCGGACACAGAGGGAACAAGGGGGGAAAAGCGACAGCGCGAACGGGCGGUAAUGUUAACACGUUAGCCACGGCAGGUGCACCACGGCCACGACUGACAGGCUGUGAAACCGCAAAAAUCACCGUUUCAGCUCUUCACGAAGCCACCUUGGAUACUCUGUCGAGCCUGCAGAAAGUAAAACCACACUUUAGGAGUGCAGAGUCCUUUUUUUCCUCUUGUUUCUUUUCCUUUUACUCUCUCCUAUCCCGACCACCUCACCCUCUUUUUCCACAUCUGUCCCCCCUCAUCAUUGCCACUCUUUCCUAUUUUGGGCCACGUCCAUCUGUCUCCGGCUCAUCUCCCCUGCCCUCGCAUCCAGUGGCAUGGCCUCGGCUGAGUCACCGCAGUCCAGUGUCCUUCAGGAUGAGCUCACCUGUCCGGUGUGCCUGGACUUGUACCGGGACCCUCACUUGCUUCCUUGCGGGCACAACUUCUGCAAGACUUGCCUCGAUCGCCUAAAGCGGCAGGCAGAGCGAAGUCACUUCCGCUGUCCAGAAUGCCGCAACAGCCACCGGUGUAGCACCAACUUUCAGAAAAACUUUAAACUUGCCAAUAUCGCCGAUGACUACCGCCACAGGCGCAGGGCUCGCGCCAUGCCUCCCACAGCGUUAAAAUCCAGGGAUCUGCCGUCGUCUUCUCUUGUGGCACAACCUUGCAGGAAUGGGUUCACUGUGCCAUGUGACUACUGCCCUUCAGGUUCUGCCGAGGCGCCGACUGUCAGUGCUGCUGUGGGCGGAUCUUCUGCUGCUUCUGUUUCUCAACAAGCGGGUGAUAGCGAGGGAGCAGCAGCUCCUGCUGCUGCCGCUUCGAUGUUUGCAGUAAAGACCUGCCUGAAAUGCGAGGUGUCGAUGUGCCAAGAGCAUUUAAAGCCACAUCUGGAACUGCCGGCAUUCCGCAUGCAUCCUCUCACGGAGCCGAUGAAUGACUUCUGGAAGAGGAAGUGCCCUGAUCAUGAUGAGAUCUACAGAUACUACUGCAUUGAUGACAAGGUAUGUGUGUGCAACGCCUGUACCAUAGAGGGAGGACACUCAGGACACACGAUCAAGACUCUGAAAAAUACAAUGAAGGAUUUUAAGGGGGCGUUGGACAAGCAGCUGUACAGAACAGAAAGGAAGUACAGCAUGGCAGAGAAAAAAUUCCAGGAGCAGAAGGAGAAGGAGCGACAUAAUAAAAAGUUUAUGGACGACACCGAGCUGUGCUUGACCCGACUGGGAGACGAGAUGAAGACCAAAGCGCAGAGCUUCAUCGGCAGAUUACGCGACUGCGCACGUGCUCACUGUGACAUCAACGGACCGACCAUUCAGAUGAACAUCCUCAAGAUCACCCAGGACCAGGCGCGCUUACAGGAAGUCCGCUGUGGCAUCGAAGGCCUCAUGCUCGAGAGCGACCCUUUCCGCUUCAUCGAGGCAUACAGGACAAAAGGAAAAUAUUACCGCAGGCAGCUAAGGAAAAACAUGUUUUACCCAGAGUACGUCGACAUGGAGACGGAGGGUGUUGGAAUGACGAUGGAAGAGGAAAUGAGAAAGUUUCUGGAAGACGAGCUCCGGUCUCACAUUAUCGAUGCUAUUAAUUCCCUGUGCUACGUUUCUGAUCCUGAAGAGGAGGAGGAGCAGGACGAGAAUGACGAAGAGGCCCCAGAGGAGGACGAGGAGGAGGAGGACGAAGAUGAAGACGACCUGGAUGACAGCAGCGAAGAGGAAAUGAGAAGCGAGGGGGAGGAGGAGGAAGACGAUGAGGAGGAAGAUGGGGUGGGACCGCAUGAUGAUGAUUACAGCCCUGGGGAGGAGGAAGAAGAGGAGGAGGAGGAGGAUGUUGAGGAGGAAGAAGAGGAUGGAGAUGAAGAGGACGACGAUGAAGAAAGAGGAGUUUAAUAGCAUUAUUUUCCACCUAAUGAAGCACUUUGAAGUCGAUCCUCGAUUGUGGACGAGUGAACUGUCACAUGACAAAUCGCUCGUCUUCUCUUUCGCAGAAUGUGAAGAUAAAGACUUAAGAAGCCUCACAGUUUGCCUCUAACCCUCACACAGCAUCCAGACACAUGCCGGGGAGUGACAGCUUCCAGUUCAGCUGGACUUGAAACAAAUCAAGGACUGAGAAUGUACCGAAGUGACUCUCACCCUCAACCUGUGUCACAUCCUGGUAAACCUAAUUCUGGUGCUUUCCUAUAGAAUCAUUCGCUGUACAUCAGUGUGAAUGUAUAAUGGUUGAAUGUGACCGGAAGGCUUCAUACUCAGUUUGGGGAAACCUUUGCACGUCUGUGACGCCAGAUUUUCUAGCACUUUGCCAAAAAGAUUUUUUAGAAAGUGUGAGAAUUUACCCUUUCACCUUGUUAGCUAGAUUUCCUUAGCUUGAUUGAAGAACUUUCAGCAAAACCUUCGAUACAACAAUGGCUCCAAAGAAAGCCCUUCGAUCAGAACUCCUGCUGAAGGCUAUGAGAAAUCUGCUGGAACAGAACCUGUGUAUGAGGUUGUGAUUGUUUUUGUAAAGUUCAGCAUUGCAAGCCAAAGAGAAAAGGUUGUGAGUGAGAGUGUGUGCAUGCAUACUUUAGGAGAUGUUUGUCUGCUUGGCAUGAUGUUUAAAAAAAAAAAAAAAAAAAAAAAAAAAGUGCUAACAGAAGUUUACUGCAGAAUGACUUUUUGCUUUUUGUGCUUUAAAAGCAGUUCAUGCAUUUACAAACAUGUGAAAACAAAAAUAAUUGUUCCUAUGCACAGUUCAUACAUUAUUCUUAAAAUACCAGUUUUAGGUGAUGUGGACUUUCGCACUUUACUACUGUUAAGGCUGUGGUACACCUGAAAUCUUUGAAUGUCGACAGCUGAUUUCCAUUUUGAUAAAAUGAUUUGAGGGGCCAAACUUCAGGUAUUGUAAAAAGGAUAAUAAAAAUAAUAAUAAAAAGCCUGGUGAAUGUG